Messenger RNA from Durusdinium trenchii, 11841 nucleotides. The record is from the annotation of a GenBank genome assembly. Lineage: Eukaryota; Dinophyceae; Suessiales; Symbiodiniaceae.
AUGUCGCUACGAGCUGCGACCUUGCCGCUCUCAGGUGAUGUGAUUCAGAUCACAGGUCUUUCAGAUGAUGUUUCUGGUCGUGUGACUGUUUAUGAUGCUCAGGUUAUGGGGCUUAUGCUGUCGAUUGACGCGUCUUCGGUUGUUGUGGCCAGGGGUCAGCUUAGCGUGAAAGAUUUGUGUGAGAUCAAAGAACUGUGUAGUGGCAUUGCUUGCAUUUCUAUGGGAGCGGCACACAUAGGAGGCUGGGCUGUGGGAGCGUUAGAUGUGAACCAUUUAGCAAUUUCGCACCUCAGAGACAAUGGGCAUCCCAACCCUGUCUUGGGCUCAGUCCUGAAAGACAGUGACAUUUGCCGCAUGCACCUGAUGAAUGGAGCGAGGAGAGGCACUCUGUCAGCAGGCUUUCCAUGCCAACCUUUCUCCAAGCAGGGUGACUCCAAAGGCAUGGGAGACAGCAGAGCAGCAGUGUUCAUGGGGGUUGCUCGGGCCGCAUGGCUCAUGCAGCCAGGGCUGAUCCUGCUGGAGUGCGUGGUUGAAGCUGGAAUGAUUCCUGAGAUCAAUUUGACCCUGGCACAGUUAGCAGAGGGAUUGGGCUUUGGCAUUCGCACCAUUGAACUUGCCUUGGAAGAUCUGUGGCCUUGCCGACGUCGCAGAUGGUGGGCAGUGAUCACCUCGCCCACUUGGCUUCCCACUAGCUUGAGAUCCUGGCCCAGCUUUUCAUUUCCAAAGGUCAGUGAUGUGAUUCCAGUGUGGCCCACAUGGCCAGCGCAUGAAGAAGAUCAAUUGGAGUUGAACGGAGUUGAGCUGCAUGCCUUUCAUGAACCUUGCUUUGGUUUGGAAGAUCGAGUGCUUCAGACCAGUGGUGUGGCACCUACUUUCCUCCACUCCUAUGGGAGUCAAUUGUCAGGGUGUCCAUGCAAAUGCCGCAGUCAAGGUCUCAGUCCUGAACGGCUGGAACGGGCAGGAUUGCGUGGGGUUUAUGUUCACUCUCAAAUGAGUGGCAUGCCUCGUUGGCUUCACCCCCGUGAACUGGCAGUUCUUCAGACCGUGAUGCCUGACAUGAUCUUCAAUGAUGAUCUUCGUGCAAGCUUGGUGAUGUUGGGGCAGAUUGCAGCACCGGCUCAGGCCCUUUGGCUGCUAGCACAGAUUUGGUGUCCUUUGCUCACGGACUUGCCAUCUCCGGAAAAAGCCCUCAAGAGCUAUCUGGAUGAGCUGCUUCGUCGACGGUACCAUGUCUUUCCUCCCCAGGCAAUUCCUGAUCGUCAAUUGACUCAUGUCUGGAGUGACCUUGGCAGUGAACUCAUAGCAUCGACAGGUGUCCACAAGGUGGAAGAUUUCCUGGCGGCGGAAUGUAGAGCACUUUCUUGCACAGAAGUCUCACUUGUUGAUGAUGGAGCCAGAUUGCAUGGUCUUGCUGUCCUGCACUCGUCGGGGCAGACUGGUGCGUACACGAUUGCUCGCACCGAAGCCUCAAAUCUUGUUGCGCCAGCAAAACUGGUUUUGGUGAAGUUGAUCUCGGAGGGCAUGACUUGGCAGACUCUGUUGUACUCAGGCAGCUUUCUCUUUGAAGCCUUCUGGCGUUUGCGCCUUCAGGUAGAGCCAACUAAGUUGUAUGAUGAUCACGAUGGUUGCUGGUUCCCUGACUCACGGGUCUGGGAGGAUGUCACUUUGAUGGAUGUGCCAGUGCUCACUAGUGCCGGACCUCUGGACACAGGAGUGCUUUACCAGCAGCCUCAAGAUGACAUCACAGGACCUCAGCUCCAACGUGCUAUUGACGGCUUGGCCUUGAGACCAUCUGGACCUGAUGAGUUUCUUCUUUCAGUGGCUCAUGCGCAAGUGCUGGUUCAAGCUCCGUUGCACCUUCCGAGUGCAGUCCUUCACCGUUGUGGCCAAUGCCUGGUAUUCCAUGGAGUCUUUCAUAGCUGUGGUCAUUGGGCCAUGUUCUCUUGUAUUCGUGCAGCAGGAAAGGUUGAAGUUCAUUACUUUGAUGGUGUAAUCCACCUGCUGGAUCAUGAAAUGCGGGCAGUUGGGGCGUGGGCAAGUCGACUCUGGCACCUUGAUCAGGUUGAGGUGAUCUUUGCAAGAACGGUUGUGCAGCCUCAGCCACAUUUGAGUGCAGCAGUUGCCUUGGCUCACCUUCGACAAGUAUGCUCCCUUUUGAGUGCACCUACCUCUGCAGAUCUGGAGCAAUGGCAUGAAUGGUUGAUGGCACCUUUGCAAGAGGAUGCCUCCUCUAUGGAGGUCGAUGUCAUUCCGGCCGCAGAGGGAGUUGACUUGUUGGCUAUGGCUAGAUUUGCUGAUCACCUCAUGACAGAAGCCACAGGAGAAGUGACUCUCAUGCCUGUUCUCUAUAGUGUUGCCUUGGGCCAUGGCAAUGAAGAGGAGGCCACAGCUUUCUUGCAGCGACAGCUUCCGUUAACAAAGUCGGUGGCACUCCUUGUUGAAUCGGCACAUCACUGGCUCCUUCUGGUGAUUCAUGACUCCAUGGGCUGGAUCGAUGUUGAUUAUUAUGAUGGCCUGCCUCAUGCACAUGAUCAGGUGGUGACCUCAAUCGCUCGCUGGGCUCAAGAAUUGUUGAUGGCCAGAGGGUUUGUGAUCAAUUAUGUCACUGCCUUGACUCAACAGCAGCAUGACCACUGUGGAGUGAUUGCGCUAGCCCACCUAGCGAUGAUCCUUCGGCCGGAGGAGGAUUGGACUCAAUCAGCACUCACUGACCUUCAUUCUCUUCUUCAGGACUCAUGGGAGGUGUCUCAUUCAGUAUGGGCUUGUGGACCUGAUGGUUCUGAACAGCGCCUUGUCCAGGAGGUGGCCGAUUUGCUGAUCUCCAAAGGUGUACCGAAAGAACGUGCCUCCGAACGAGCGCUAGCAGGCAUCUCAGCAGUUGGAGAGGCAGCCAUGGUGAAAGCUAUGCGCCAAAAGCAUCCGUGGGCUGAGUUGAAGCAACUUGGCUCCAUGCCCUCAGUGCGCUUCCAGUGGGUGAAGGCUGAUGAGCUCAUGAAACAGGUUCGAGCCCGGGCUGAAGAGAAUUAUGGUGUGUCGGCUGCAACCCGCAAGCGAGACAAUCGACGAGAAAGAGCUGAACCUCAACCUCUUCAGAUCCAUCCGUCUCAAUUGAGCUUGAUUGAUGGCUCCUUUGUUGACUCUGAGGGCAAGGCCAUGCAGCAGAUUCAGUUAGCUGAUGUCACGAGCCAAGCCACUGGAGUCGCCUUCGCGACAGUUGCUGAAGCAGGUCCCUAUCUCAAGGAGGGCAAAAGCUUGAGUUUGUCUCCACUAGCGCUGCUGACCACCUCGCAGAUUCCACAUGAUCUCAUUGGCUUGCUUCCGGUGGACCACAUGCGCUAUCCUGUGUUGUACCAGGGCACUCAAGAGCCAGUUCUGGUACAGGGUUCCCUAAUUCAGCUGGGUGAUGAAAAUGUUAGUCGUCAUCAUGAUUCCAACCCUCCGAAUUUGGAUGCCCUGCCUACAGCCACAUUGCGACUGUUGAUCUUCAGAGAUGAGUUUGAACAGUCUGGAGGCAACUGGGCAUCUUUUUGCCAAGGUCCAUUGCGACAGAUGUUCCAAGUGAUUCCCGGCCUGACAAUCUGUCGAGGAGAAGCAUGUGGUGGUGAUUGCUCCCGGCAUCAUUGCCCGGUGGAUCAAGACUAUGAAAGCCUGCUUACUGACAUUUGGGAACGAAGAUGGUCCCGUACAGAUGGUGGUGGUCGGGUCAAGCCAGAAGAUGCCGGGCAGUUCUCCGUCCUAGCUCGCGUGGUCAAAUCAGCUGCUGAGCAGGUUCAGAAUCUGUCUGGACAACGUGGUUUCUACGUUGAGCCUCGGCAGGAAGAUGGUAAGGGGCCAGCAGCUGGCUAUGGGGUCAUUUGGUUGAAUCAACACAGCCUUCGUGAUGCUGAACACAAGAGGAAAACCGUUGAUGGAGCAGUUGCCUUGGUCCGGUUGGGCCAGCGUUGGGGACUUCGGUUCAAGGAUGGUGAUAUGGCGACAGCUUUUGCUGAGCUCCGACCUCAUGAGACGUACAUGAAGGUUCAGGUUCAAGAGAUCUACUUGAUGCAUCCUUUGCCGCAUGGGACUACAAGAGCAGGCUUGGUCAAGUGUUUGAAGUCCUGGGGCUGGGCAGCGAAGCCGCUGCAACCGGUGCGAGGAGGCCCUGAGGGAGCAGGAUGGCAUGUUGGUAGUGGGUCUCCGCCACCAAGUGCAGUUUUGCAAGGGGCUCAUGGAGAUGUAGUGGUCACCAAAGUGCGCUCGGUUGUGAACACCAAGGAGGCUCCCAGCAUUUUGGGCUCAUUCAAAACGAAGGCACACCUCAGAUCUCAGUCCAAGACACCCUUGCCCACGAAGGUGUCGUCCAAUGCAAGUGCGUCAAAAGACCCUUGGCUUCAGCAAGAUCCAUGGCAGUCAUUCAAGCCAACACAGCCCCGAUCCACUGGACCUGACAUCACAGCUCCGGCCAAGCAGAAGUUGGAGGAGGUGGAGAAGAAGCUCCGAGAUGACAUGAAGUCAGUGGUUCGCAAGGAGCUUGAGGACCAUGCAGCCUGUUCUGAGGAUGCAGCCAUGCAGAAUUCUUGGGAUGCUGAUGUGAGGCUCUGCAGGCUGGAGAGUUCGCUGGGUGAGAUCAAGGCGCAGAAUGCUCGAUAUGACCAAUGGUUCGAACACCAAGCACAAGUCCAGAUUGAAUUGAAUGGUCGGGUUGAGUAUCUUGCUCAAGAUCUCCAGUCCCAGAAGCAGCAGGUGGAGGCUCUGGAUCAGGCAGUCCACAAACAGGGCAAUGACACCCAGUCUUCCUUUGUCUCUCUGGCCGAAGACAUGCGCAAGGGCUUUGCACACAUUGAAAGUAUGUUUGCCACUCAUGCACAGGACAAGCGGCAGCGCAAGGUGAGCGAAAGCCCACACAAGGGAGAGAAGGGCCGAGGCUCUGGAGGGUCCUUUGCCCGCAUCAAGAUUGACAGCACGGAUGGGCCUUCUGGUUCAUACUGUGGUAUUGGGUCGGGGAUCCGAAAGAGUUCUCGCUCUUCUUGGUGGCCUGCAUGGAGGUUCAGGUUGGGAGAAGCACAGCACCCAGGACCUGUUGAGUCUGAUGAGGAUGAUCUUUUCUGCAUUGGGACUAGUAAUCCUUCGGGGCUGCAUGGCAAAGAGCAUGUCUUUGGUUCCUUGCCUUGUGGAAUUUGGGGUGUGGCAAAGACACAUUUGAGCUCUGCAGGAAUGGGCCCUGGUUUAGCCAGAUUGAAGCGAAUAGGAUUAGCACAUGGCCGUCACUGGAGGCUCCACCCUGGCGCCCCGGUGCCUUUGCGAGCUCGCUCUAGCAUUGCAGGUACAUGGGCUGGAGUGAUGCACAUCAGUGAUUGGCCAGGGCGAUCAGUACAUGUUCCCUGGCCUGAAGGACAGUACAGUGCAGGCCGAGUUGCACUUUGUCAUCACUGGGUCGGAAGUCUAGGUGUUUCCGGUGCCAUGAUCUAUGGAUGGAGUCCGGGGCCUACAUGGCCACAGGCGAGGUGGCACACGAACAGAUUGCUUCAGAGUGUCACCGAACAGCUUGUCCUGCGACGAAGUGGAUGUCGCUAUGUCAUGGGGGACUUUAACCAUGAUGAGGAUCAGCUGGAAGCUAUACAGGUCUGGAAAUCCCUGGGGUGGGUUGAGGUGCAAACUCUUCAUCUCGAGCGGCAUUGUGAGCCCAUUCGCAUGACAUGCAAGGGCAAAACCAAACGUGAUAUGAUCUUUGUCAGUCCUGAACUUGCAGCUUUGUUUGUUUCAGCAACUGUCAGGGAUUCCUUCUCUGACCAUUCGGUGGUGUGGGGCACUUUUCGAUGUCAACGGCGUUGUACCCCACAUUGGAUUUGGCCACUCCCACGACCAAUUGACUGGAAGGAGGUGGACUUGAAAAGUUGGCAGACACAGUUUGCGGGGGAUGAUGUGAUGCAAGUUGAGGGGCUUGAUGGCACUCAGAGCUUUGAACGCUGGGCGAAGUCAUAUGAGACUAGCUUGCAAGGUUUUGUCACGUCCUCCAGCGAGGGUCUUCACCCGAGUUCCACGGGGAGGGGCCGUGUUCAGAAGCCAGUUCUUCAGCGACCUCAAGGACCUUUGAGCAGACCAGCACGGCAUGGGGAGGAACGUCUCCUGUCAGACUUUGCAGGCCGUGGGGUACAGCUUUGGUUCAGGCAGCUUCGUCGAUUACAAGCUCUGGUUCAAAGCCUAAGAUCAGGCAACACAUCGGGUUCGGCUCAAGCACAUCGACUUGAGACAUGGGUAGCAAUCUGCAAUGCCUCAGGCUUUCAGAAAGGGUUUCGUGUGUGGUGGACUGUGAGAUCAGUGAAAUUGCAAGGGACGCCAGCACUUCUGCCAACCGGGGUGCCAUCUUUGCAGGUUGCUGAACACUUGUUUGCUGAUUUUCGGGCCAAUUUCCGACGGUUUGAGACGUGGCAACUUCGCCGACAAGUGGAGAUCUCUAGGACCCAACUGGCGACUCAUAAGGAACAGGUCUUUCAGCGAGUUCGCUUGCAUCAAAAAGACUAUCUGGAUUCAUUGGCCACAGUUGAGGAGACAUCAAUUCUGGCCAUUUCACCUGAUGGGACUGAACUACAUUUGGAACAAGCCAUAGGAGAGGGGUUGCAUGAUUGUCAAAUAUGGUUGGCAGAUGGGAUGGCUGAAAUCAAGCUGGAACGAAAAGAGGGAGAGGCGUUCCGUGUGAUAGAUGCAGACUGCUUGCUUGUGCCUGACCAGAGCAUUGUGUGUCAGAGCUUCUGUACCCGAGUUGACACCAUUCAGAAGGUUUUGACUGAUUUCUGGUCGGCUCGUUGGCGAAAGCAUGCAGAAACCCAAGAAGGGGAUUGGAGGAGAAUCCUUUCAUUCGGCCGUGCAUAUUUGCCUUGUCGCAAGCUUGACUAUGAAGCCAUUUCCCUGCAUGCGUGGCAGCAUGUGAAUGCCCGCUAUAAUGACAGAGCUGCCCGGGGCCCGGAUGGGUUUCAUGGCCGGGACUUACAAAAUGCUCCAGAAGGCCUUCAGAAAGCACUUUUAGCUAUGCUGACGGCGGUUGAACUUGAGCACAUUCAGUGGCCUGAACAGCUACUGACUGGAUUUGUUGCCUGCUUGGCCAAAACUGCAACAGCAUCCGAGGUGGCUCAUUUCCGUCCAAUCAUUGUCUUUUCGGCCAUAUAUCGAAGCUGGGCUACAGCCAGAGCGAGACCACUCCUGGCACAUUUGGCUGACAUGGCCACAGACACUCAGCUGGGAUUUUUGCCGGGCAGAGAAGCGCUGCAGAUCUCAUUUCUCAUCCAAGGUCUGGUGGAGCUAUGUGUUGGAGUGGGCUCAGACAUGCAAGGCCUUGUCACAGACAUCCAGAAAGCCUUUGAGAAUAUUCCUCGACUCCCUGUCUUCAAGCUGGCAGAACAUAUUGGUGCUCCAACACCAAUCAUACGGGCAUGGGAUCACUUCCUGCAGAGCAUGACUCGGAGAUUCGUUGUGAGAGGAGAGAUAGGACCGCCCUUGGACUCGACUUCUGGCAUGCCGGAAGGCUGUGCCAUGAGCUGCUAUGCCAUGGGCAUCAUCGACCUUUGCUUUCACUUCUACAUGCACCACUUUGCACCCGAGACACUGCCUCUGUCAUUUGUUGACAACUUGGGGUUGCUGAGUACCGAGGUAGCGCAUUUGCAACAUGGUCACAUUGUGCUGCAGGAGUUUCUUCAUCUCUGGAAGCUUGAUAUGGACCUCCGAAAGUCUUGGACCUGGUCUACUAGGACCAGUGACAAAGGAGCACUUGAGGUCCUGGGCUUGGAUGUCAAGGCCAGUGCUGGUGACUUGGGGGUGCAACAUAGUUACACGGGAGCUCGCAGGAUUGAUGUGCAACGUGCUCGAUUGGCAUCGUUGGAUGAUCUCUGGGUACGCCUUCGCAAGAUGGGAGCAGAUGAUCGUCUCAAGUAUAUGGUGCUUCAGCAGGCCUUCUGGCCCAGAGCGCUGCAUGGUGUGUCCAUUUGCCUGUUGGGCCCAGCUCACCUUGCAUCGCUGCGCACGGCAGCUGUCAAGGCAUUGGCGCAUGGUGCGGCUGGGGCCUCCCCAUUGAUUCGUAUGUCGCUCAUAGCCCCGGUGAAAGCAGACCCUGGCUUCUAUCAGACAGUGCGAGUUCUCACAGACUUUCGUCGUAUGGCAGCAAAACAGGACAUGGUAUUGGAUCUAUGGAUGCAGCACUUCCAGGGCUUCGAUGGAGUCCUCAGAGCUGGCCCUUUCUCCAAGCUGCUUGAAGUCCUGGAACCCCUGGGAUGGCGGAUUGUGAUGCCUCCAUACGUGUGCAACCACCAUGGGGUUGAAAUUGACCUGUUGAGCAUGCCGGAAGCACAGCUGCUGUCACAACUGGAAGAUGCAUGGCUAGACUGGGUCUCAGGAGAAGUGUGCAACAGAAGAGAUUUUGCAGGUUUGAUGUUGAUCAACUGGGUUGUGGUCAGACGGGCACAACGUCAUUUGACAGGACGUCAGCAAGCUCAGGUUGCCUCUCUCCAGGAGGGAGCCUUCUGUACAGCUGUGCAACAGGCCAAAUAUGACAACUUCACUGCUGUUCUAUGCCCCUUUUGCCAUGUUCCGGAUGACCUUGACCAUCGUUGUAUGAGAUGCACUCAACUGGCAAGCAUUCAUCAGAAACAUGCUGCUAUUCGAGCCAGAUGGUAUGACUUGACGGUGUCUCAACGCCAUAGGUUGCUUCCAAACAAAUUCCCGGCCUGGAGCCGAUAUCAACGAGCAUUGGGCCCUUUGGAAUGUCCACGGUUUCAAUUUGAGGCAACUGCACAGAUCGAGGGCUGGGUGGACUUGUUCACAGACGGCUCGUGCAUGUGUCCUGACAUGCCUGAAUGUGGCCUUUCAACCUGGGCCAUAGUCUCCAGCACGCAUGCAAUGACAAUUUCUGCUGGUAUUGUUCCGGGAUUUUGCCACUCCAGUGACCGAGCAGAAUUGGUUGCACUGUUGGGUGCCAUGACGUGGGCGCGACAUCAUGACGGCCCCACGGCUUGUUGGACGGAUAGUGCAUAUGCUGCAGUGGGGUUCUGGAGGCUUCAGGCCUGGACCUAUGACACACCCUAUGACUCCAACAGUGAUCUGUGGGAGGUUGGGAGAAGGCUGCUACAACAACUCUGCUACCCUUUUGUGGUCCGACACAUACCUGGCCACAGGGAAGAAGCAGAGUGUGAUGAAGUGGUGCAGGCAUGGGCAGCUCACUGGAACACACUAGCGGACAGAGCCGCUGCGGCAGCGUACUCUUGCUACAGUGAGGAGGUGCGCCAGUUGUGGUUUGAGCUGGUCCGUUUUCAAAAUGCUGAGCUAAAAACACUUCGUGCGUUGCAAGACCUGCAUUGUGACGUUGGCAGUGAGUGGCAGAGACUAGUUCAGCUGCACAAGACAGCCAUACAAGAGGUCAACCCAAAGCAUACUCAGCUGGUUGAAGCACAGGAGACUGACCCAGGCAUGUUAGCUGAGUACCGUGGCGAAUACGGAGCAGCAGUGUUGACAGCAGAAAAUGCACAGCGCGCCAAGUAUAUCGAUAUGAAGAACACCAAUCCAGCUUUGAGGAUGAGAGCUGAGACACAUUUGGGGCCGCGGACAGUGGUGAGUGUUCACAAGACAUCUACAAGCACUUUGCAACGCCCAGAGUCCAUGUUUGUGGAGUUGAAGACAUUCCGCAAAGACUUUCCGGACAGGCAGGUGGAAGACUCUGAGAUUGUUUGGGAGCAAAUUGAUGGACUUUGGACGGCUGGCGUGAAUGUGAUGACUGGCAAAGCAGGAUACUACCGUCGCAAGCAAGAGGAAAGCAAGACUGUGGAAAAGGCAGUGACCAUUCAUGAAGGUGAAGCCGAACUUGAUGAUCAGGCUGCAUCCAACAUGUUUGGAAUGGCUAUCAAACAAACACAACCACAUACAGAAUGUGCGUUCAAUGCCAACGACUUGCCUUUCUUUAGAGCGAGGUGGAAUGAUGCUGCUGGGAAUGUUGUCUUUGCAGAGAAAUCUCUUCCAGUGCCAGUGGCCGCCAGCCAACGCGCGUUGGUAGCUGAUGAGGGUUCGGCUGCACAUGCUUCAUCGUCUGAUCCUUCCAACCUUCCUGGUCCGAUGGCUAAUGUUGCUGAAGUUGAACACGCCGAUGAGGGUGAUGACGAGGAUGAUGUGCCACGGUCGUCUGGCAGUGACACUAGCGCAGACAAGGCUAUUGUAGACAGCUUUGCAAAGCCUCUCAUGGAUACACGCAAGACAUUGUUCUUGUGUGAAACUGACACCGAUGCAGCAAUCACAGAAUGCUUGAAGAAUGCAGUGAAAAAGCUGACAACUUCGAAUCAGCUUAUCAAGGCAAAAAUGAAGAGCUUGGGAAGGCGAACAUCAAGUGAAACUGAGUGGGUCUUGUCUGAGCUUGACAACAUUUCUGCUGAAGUUGGUGAUGCGCAAAAGAUUGCUCAGAGCCUUCUGGCCUGCUCUGGUGAAGAUACAGACUUGGUUGACUCUAUGAAGGAUAUGACAUGUUGGCUGUUCUCCUAUCCUUUGUACAAGCGUGCUUUGAAAGGAGCGGUCAUUUCCAACAUGAAGUUCUUGGACUGGCCAGCACUGACAUCGUCCACCAGAACACGCAUGCAAAGCCAACUUGGCACUGAUGCGGGUGCAGAUUUCUUUUGGCUCAUGAUCAAUGAGGUGACCCAGAAGCUGCUAAGGGCAAUUCCCACCAAGAAAGUCAAUGAUGCUGAUUCCAUUUCACCAGUGGCUGGGUUCUUCGAGCAUUUGCACAAAGAGACGGACCAUUUGGAGAAGAGUGAUGCUAUCUCAUCAACGAUCAAGAGCCUUUUCAACAUUCUUCAUCCAGAGCAGACACUUCCGACUGAACUGAUGAGUUCCGUUGACCAUUUGCUGAAAACUUCCAAGUCAGAAAACAACCAUGCUGAGGAUGGAGGUCUUUCAGCUGUCUUUCUGAACAUUGCAUCAGGAAAGCAACUCGUGAGAAAUGCAAGGGCCUGCGCAGAGAGUUCCACCAAAGACCUAGCAUUUUUGGAGAAGGCCACCAAAGACUUUGAAGUUGUGCAUGACUUGGUGAACAAAAUUGACAUGCCUGAUGAGUUCACUUCAACUGAUGCGAUGACGGCGAUUGGCUCUGGCCUUUCGGCAGUGGAUUCCGUGGUGUCUGCCAACUCUGGCAGUGACGCAGCAAAGCAGUUUCUCGACUCUGCCAAGGAUACACUGACGAAGCUUCUGCCAAAGAUUGGUUCUACUAUCAUGUCGAAUGAAGUUAAUCCAUGGCUGCAGCACAUUCACAAGUGUGUGAAGGACAAACAAUUUGAGGAACAGAUCUCUCCCUUAGCAGAAAUCAAUGAAUCCAUUGUGAACCGCCUUGCAACACACAGCUGCUUGAAGAAAUACGCAUCUUUGUUGAUCAGCGUCAUGCACCUCAUCAAAUUGGCAUCGUCUCUAUUGGAGUUCUACCGAAGAAACCAGGCCAACAAUGUGGACACAGAGGUGGCGGUGAAAACCAUGAAAGCCAUUGAGACCUUCUUGAGGGAUCAUCAGAGUCAGCUUGCAAAGUCCGACAACACAUUGUCCACGGAUGAGCUCAAGUCUUUGGUGACCACCAUCACUGAUCAGUCCCUUGACAAAGCAUCCCAAGACAUCAAUGUGUGCAUGAGUAAGGCAGCACAGCUAUUUGUCAAGGCAGUUCCGCUUGCCAAUGCUCAUCUUGUCAUUCCAGCAGACAUCGCAGCUAUGGCAAGUACCAAAGAGAAGGUUCUGCUGGUGGUAGCUCCGUUUUCCAAGUGUGUGCGUCUUUUGGAACUCAAGAACAUUGUCAUGAUGUGCUAUCAUCUCUUUGUGGGCAGUCUCUCAGCAAACACUAAUGAUGACUAA